AUGGCCUAUGCGACUGAUGCUGCGCGGUGGCGAGCCCUCACAGUAAGGGACGCGGACGCAAAUGGACACUUCAUCUAUUCCGUCAAAUCGACACGAAUCUACUGUCGGCCAACAUGUCCGGGACGACUGGCACGUAGGGCAAACGUCGGCUUCUAUGCGACACCAUUGGAGGCUGAGGCAGCUGGUUACAGAGCCUGCAAGAGGUGCAAACCCAACACUGUACUUGAGGAUCCACAGGAGCGAGCAGUGGAGAAAGCAUGUAUAUUGAUCGACGAAGCCUUGAAGAAUGAGGACCCCAGUUCACUAAGGCUGCAAGACCUUGCUAAGAAGGUCAACCUCACGCCGCGGUACUUUCACAAGAUCUUCAAGGACAAGACAGGCUCUACGCCAAAGGAAUACGCAAAGAAGAUAGCGAUCGAGCGCACCAGCCCCAGCACCAUAUCCACCUCAACGACAACCGCAGAUGGAGGCAACCAAUCGCAGAAUUGGGAUACAUUCGACUUCAAUGACCUAGUUGGUGUGGGUACAGACUCAAGUCCCCUAAACAUGAAUGAUUUUACUGUGCCCGAAGGGCAUUCGUCUAUGAUCCAUCACGAUCUCGACUUCGACAUGAGCAAUUUCCUUGAGUCUUGGGGCGACAGCUAUGCGUUCGACCAAUCUGUUUCAUGGGUUUCUGAGUCCUUCUUGGAAAUGCCAAUCACGACGGACUUCUACAAGAAGGCAGAACCAUCUGUGUCAACACUUGAGCUGGAUGCUGCUGCGUUGCUCGACAGCAGUAGCACGACUAGUAGUCUGCAAACCUAG
This is a messenger RNA of Alternaria atra, 804 nucleotides long. RefSeq lists its product as uncharacterized. Gene Ontology annotation, molecular function: methyltransferase activity; sequence-specific DNA binding; DNA-binding transcription factor activity. Gene Ontology annotation, biological process: regulation of DNA-templated transcription; DNA repair. Lineage: Eukaryota; Fungi; Ascomycota; Dothideomycetes; Pleosporales; Pleosporaceae. The transcript has a single exon. The coding region runs from base 1 to 804 and encodes 267 amino acids. The record is from RefSeq and is a predicted model, not a curated record.